AUCUCCGUCAUAGGCAUUAAAUGUUAAGUGGUUUGACUUUGGUGAAAGUCUAAAUUGGUUUGACCGGUGGUCAAAGAGUUCAUGAGAAACCCGUAACACCUAAAUCGUUUUGAAAAGAAAGAAAAUAAGUUGACUGUUGGUCAACCGUCUAAAGAACCGAAUGUAAAGUUGAAUUGAUUUUUAUUAAAAGGAUAAACAUAUGCACGAUCUUAAUUGUUGAAUUAUUAUGUUUAUUCUUGUGCUACAAUGGAGUACCACUCAGCGUCAAUGCUGAGCGGAUAGCGUUGUUUUUCUUUUUGCUGUCCGUAGGUGAUCAGACAGAUGAACCUAGAGCCGAUCCCAGAGGGCAUUGAGGAGGAGAUGUACGAUGGCGUGGCUGUCUCUUUAAUCUGUUGAUUAUGCUUUAUUUAAUUAACUUUAAUGCUUAUUACGUUUUCGGGCAAGAUCCCAAGUUGUUUGACUUUAAAAAGGCUUCCGCAUUAUUUUAAAUUACUCCGAUGAAUUUUUAUAUGUAUUGAUAGAACGUUUGUUUAAAAUCGUUUUGAAAAUGUCGCAAAUUCGGAUACCAAUUCAGUGACACACCGGUCCGCUGUCUCACGGGUUGGGUCAUGCGGGUUGGGGUGUUACAGGAGACACGGCGGAAUGAGCUAAGCACGACAGAAGAAGGUGGGGGACAAACGUCACUCUUGGAGCUUAGGACGAGAGUGACCGCUUCAAUUGGUUUUCAUUACCAUCGCUGCGAAGCAUUCGAAUCGCAUAAGAAAAUGGGUACCACCGAUGGAAGCACAGUGGCGCCGUCGCUCAUGGCCGAUUUCCUUCAGAAGUCCGGCGGCGUAGGCGUGAUCGACGGCGGCCUGGCCACGGAGCUGGAACGGCACGGUGCGAACCUCAACGAUCCUCUCUGGAGUGCCAAAUGCCUCCUUGAUUCCCCCCAUCUCAUUCGCGCGGUACACCUGGAUUACCUUGAAGCUGGUGCAGGCAUCAUAAUCUCUGCAUCCUAUCAGGCAACCAUUCAGGGAUUCAUGGCCAAAGAUUUUUCCCAGGACGAGAGUGAAGCCUUGCUUAAAAAAAGUGUUGAAAUAGCAUGUGAGGCACGAAAUUUAUACAACAAGAAAUGCAGAGAAUCUUCUUCUGAUUAUACUACUGCUGGGAAGGUUCUUAAAAAUCGGCCUAUCUUAGUUGCUGCAUCUGUGGGUAGUUAUGGAGCUUAUUUAGCCGAUGGAUCUGAAUACAGUGGGGACUAUGGAGAUGUAAUCAAUGUGAAGUUUUUAAAAGAUUUUCAUAGGAGGAGAGUUCAGCUUCUUGCUGAUGCUGGUGCUGAUAUAAUGGCAUUUGAAACUGUGCCAAAUAAGAUUGAAGCUCAGGCUUUUGUUGAGCUGCUUGACGAAGAGGAUAUCAAAAUUCCCGCAUGGUUAUCCUUCAACUCUAAGGAUGGCAUCAAUGUGGUCAGUGGUGACUCUUUAUUAGAGUGUGCUACCAUUGCAGAUUCGUGCAAGACUGUUGUUGCUGUGGGAAUAAAUUGUACCCCUCCGAGAUUCAUAUCGAAUCUAAUUCUAUCCUUGAAUAAGGCUACUGCCAAACCAAUUCUUAUAUAUCCAAACAGUGGCGAGACAUAUGAUGCCGAGAAGAAGGAAUGGGUAACAAAUACAGGGGUGUCCAAUGAUAGUUUUGUGUCCUAUGUGAACAAAUGGUGCGAAGAUGGAGCGUCCCUUGUUGGAGGGUGCUGCAGAACGACUCCUGACACUAUUAGAGCAAUAUACAAUGUGCUCUCGACCGAGCAAAACUCGGCACAUCCCAAGUAAAAAAAGAAGAAAUAAGCACAGACCGCAUGCUCCUUUCGGUUACCACGGACAGCAAACGGGUGAUGGUCACAGGGCAUAUAUAUUUUAGGAGAAUAAAAUGUGCAGAGAGAUGAUCGUGUGAAUGUUGGCCAAUGGUUCCGAGCUCUAAAUGUGCAGUUUAUGUGAGGGUGAAUAUGAUGUUUGGAUCUCAUCAUCUUUGGCUCGCCGCUGAAUGGACUGCAGAGUAAUGGUAUUAUUCUAUGUGAUGGUGCAUUUUGUGCAUACUAUACUCGGCAGAAUAUAGAUGGUUAUUUCUGUAAUUUGAUGUGUAUUUUAGCUGUCCCUUGAUAUCAAAUUUCAUUAUGUUCCCAAAGCAAAAUAUAUGGACAUGUUGUUAUUGCCAUUUCUUAAGUUAAUAAAACAUUAGAAAAAUUAAUGGUGAUGACUGAUGUUAAAUUAAAGUCUUAUAUUGAAU
This is a messenger RNA of Cuscuta campestris, 2256 nucleotides long. Lineage: Eukaryota; Viridiplantae; Streptophyta; Magnoliopsida; Solanales; Convolvulaceae. The record is from the annotation of a GenBank genome assembly.